CGGAAAGCUCUGCUGCGACCGCCGAAGAUUGGCGUUCGCUGCGCACACCACAUGACUCCGUGCCCUGCACCUCCGCCCACCCACACACCCACACGCUCUUUGGUGCAAAUGGACUAGGCAUCUCGAUGGACGCCUUUCAAUUUGUUCUUGUCUUUUUGCAUUCGAUGGGCGUUGUUGGUUCAUGAUCUGAGCCGCGUUUGCUAAUACGAAGAUGACGACUUCACGACUCGACCGCUUGGUCGUCCUUUUGGAGACUGGCUCCACACAAUUAAUUCGAAAUACUGCCGCGCAGCAGCUGGCAGACGUUCAGAAGAACCAUCCUGACGAACUAUUCAAUCUCCUUACGCGUGUUGUACCUUAUCUCAGAUCACCGUCAUGGGAUACGAGGACAGCUGCUGCACGCGCCAUUGGCGGCAUCGUCGAGCAUGCGGAGAAGUAUGACCCCAACGCCACGCUGGACGAUGCUGGAAACGAAAUCAAAGCAGAUGGCGUCGAAGAUGUCAAGAAGGAAGACGCGGCGAUCUCCAAUUCUGCCGAGCAACUCGCACUGGCCACUCUGGAUGUGGAAGCUAUCCUGACCUAUGGUAAAGAAUUGCUCGGAAGUGCGGGCAAGCAAUAUGAUUUCAAGCUCGCUGGACUCAACGCCACGCAACGACUCGCCGCACAAAAGAAAACCUUGGUCAAGCGUCUCGGUCUUGGUGGCGAGUACACUGAAGAUGACCUGGUCAGCGAAAAGGACAUCGCGAUAAGAUCGAAUCUGGCUACACCUGCGCUGCCACGACUGGAUACUGAAGGCAGCAAGAAUGGCAGCGAUGAUGCAGUCAUGAAAUCGCCGGAAGACGCAACUCCUCAAACUCCUGCUGCUGGUGAGAUGAGUAAGCGACAACUCAACAUGCUCAAGCGACGCCGCAAGGAGGAACUGAAGCGUGACAACAAGAAAUUUAAGUACGACUUUGCCGUCAGACGAGGUAGUACCAGCUUGGCACCAACACCUGCAGACGAGAUCAAGCAGGAAAUCAAACAGGAGCCCGACACCAACGGAAACAAUGACUAUUUCUCACUGGAUCGCAAAGGUGGCGACGAUGAUUCCAAGGUCGUCUCGGAGUUCAAAGGCGCGCCGAUCGCGGAGAAGUCUACCCUGGUCAGUGAUGCAGAGGAAGAAGGCAACGAGUGGCCUUUCGAGCGGCUGUGUGAGUUCUUAAGCGUCGACCUCUUCGAUCCAGCUUGGGAGAUCCGCCACGGUGCUGCCAUGGGCCUGCGUGAGAUUGUACGUGUCCACGGCGCAGGUGCUGGCCGGCGCGCACACAAGACGAAGGAAGAGAACGAGAAGCUGAAUUGCGCCUGGCUGGACGAUCUCGCCUGUCGGAUAUGCUGUGUUUUCAUGCUAGAUCGUUUCGCUGACUACGUCUCCGACAACGCCGUCGCACCCAUUCGCGAGACUGCUGGACAGGUUCUGGGUGCGCUUCUUCAAUUCCUACCGGCUUCCUCAGUGCACGAGAUCAACCGGAUAUUGUAUCGCUUGGUGAUGCAAAAGGACCUCAAAGUGUCGAGAAGAAUCUGGCACGCGUGUCACGGUGGCAUGAUAGGAAUGCGCUACCUGGUCGCCGUGCGCACAGAUCUUCUCUUCAAAGACCGUUCACUAAUGGACGGUGUCCUCGAAUGUGUCAUCAAAGGCUUGGGAGACCAGGAUGACGACGUCCGCGCUGUCAGCGCCGCAACACUCAUUCCUGUCGCCAAGGAGUUCGUCAACGUUCGAUCUGAUGAGCUCGGUCACCUUAUUGGAGUGGUAUGGGAGUGUUUGUCGAGUCUGUCCGACGACCUGAGUGCUAGUACCGGUUCGGUCAUGGAUCUCCUCGCCAAGCUUUGCAGCUUCCCAGAAGUGUUGUCAGCUAUGAAGGAGAAUGCGGCAGCAGAUCCUCUGCAGUCUUUCGAUGAGCUGGUACCUAGAUUGUACCCGUUCCUGCGACACACGAUCACGAGUGUGCGAUCUGCUGUGCUGCGCGCACUGCUUACAUUCAUUAACAUUGAUGGCACUGACACCAAAGGCUGGAUCAAUGGCAAAGCACUUCGUUUGGUCUAUCAGAACCUGCUCGUUGAGCGCAACGAUGGAGUACUCAAGCUGUCACUCGAAGUAUGGAACGCGCUGGCCGAUGCUUUGGCGUUGAAGGCUCCAUCUGCUUUCCAGCAAGAAUUCGAACCGCACGCAGUUCCUCUCCUGGCUCUGACUACACAUCCCAUUGGUAUCAGCAGACACCCUAUCCCCAUGGACGCCACUCUAUUCAUCAAACCUUCUGGACAGACAUACGCACCUCUUGCCAGCGCUCACAGACCAUCUCCUGUGAAUGGAUCGGAACCUGCUAAGAAGCGACGCAAAUCUGACAAGAAGGAGAGCUCGCUGCCACCAGCUCCGGCUACAACUACACACAACAUCGAUGCGGCAAUCAUGCAGGGCGAUAUCGACCUGGUCGGGGCCGAUGUCAUGAUCAGAAGCCGCAUCUUCGCCACGCGUGCACUGGGCAAAGCGAUAUCGUUAUGGCCGGCUGAUCAGCGACACGCAUACUUCGGACCAAAGCUUUUGCCAAGUCUCAAAUCCUCCUACGGCUCCACUCAGCUGUUUACGGCAAUGGCAUUUGAAGGAUACGCAACCACGACGACGGAACAUGAACAGCUAUCCUCAGAUGCCUGCGUCGAAUUGCGUAGUCUCUUCGAAGAGGAACGACCUGGCUGGUAUAGCGACCUCAGCAGCUAUUUGCGCAUUGCUCGUGCACAAUGUCAGCAACUGCUCAACGCUUUCGAAAAGGAAGCUCAUGUUCCUGGUUCGAAGCUCCCAAUCAUGCCGAUUAUCUGUCAGGGAGAACCUGAGGCGGGAAAGAACGCCUUUGGUAUCGCUGACGCUGAGCGAGUCGUUACGGCUGAGUACGACCGCCUGGACAGAGGCCUACCGAAAAUGCAACGCAUGGCUGCCGCUGAGGCUCUGGGCACUGCAAAGAUCGACGCAGAGACCGCAAUCUCAGAUGCCCAAACUGCGAGAGCGAAAGCCGACUUGCGCAUCCGUUCAUCAGCAGCGGCUGCACUGAUAGCGUUCCAGGCAAUUCCAAAGAAGCCACAGUUCACGAUCAAAGCUGUGAUGGACAGUGUGAAGGAGGAAGAGAAUCUGGACCUGCAACACAGGACGGCAUCUGCAGUUGCAGAUCUCAUUGCACAACUAGUUGCCAACGAGCGACACAAGGUAGUUGAGAAGGUCGUAGGCAACUUGGUCAAAUUCUGCUGCAUGGAGACUGGCGAGACCCCCGAAUUCCACCCCAACGCAGACAAAGAGGUUGGCAUACUCUCAUUGCAAAAGGACGAGGACAUCCAGGACCGUCCUGAUGCUGCCAAAUACGAGCGCGAGGUCAAGGCUGCGCGCAUCACACGACGAGGUGCCAAGGAUGCCCUCGAGCAGUUGUGCAUCAAGUUCGGCGCCGAGAUCUUCCAGAAGGUCCCGCGACUGCAAGGUCUCAUCGAAGGUCCGGUGCAGCAUUGCUUCACAAACGAUCUGCCUGCCGACAUCAUGGACCCGGACACUACCAUCGGCCAAGAGGCGGUGGAUGCUAUGUCGACGUUGAGAGCCUUGGUGGCGACUCUUGAUCCUGCACUACAUCCUUGGGUGCUAUCACUGCUACCUUUCAUUGCUCGCGCAUUGCAGAGUAGGCUGGCAGUCUUGCGCUACACUGCAGCUAAAUGCUUCGCUAGUGUCUGCAGCGUCAUUACUGUUCAAGGCUUCACCAUGCUCGUCGAGCAGGUCAUUCCUCCGAUCAACAAUGCCCACGAAGUCGUACAGCGACAGGGUGCUAUCGAAUGCAUCUACCACCUCAUUCAAGUCAUGGGAGACGGGAUCUUGCCAUAUGUCAUCUUCCUUCUGGUGCCAGUACUGGGACGCAUGAGCGAUUCGGAUCCAGGUGUACGAUUGAUUGCCACUACCGCAUUCGCCACUCUCGUCAAACUUGUACCUCUUGAAGCUGGUAUUCCCGAUCCAGAGGGCCUUCCAAAGUCGCUGCUCGAAGGACGAGAACGUGAGCGCAAGUUUAUCUCACAGAUGCUGGACCCGAAGAAAGUCGAGCCGUUCUCUAUUCCUGUUGCCAUCAAGGCCGAGUUGCGUUCGUAUCAGCAAGAAGGUGUCAAUUGGCUGGCCUUCCUCAACAGGUACAACCUUCAUGGUGUACUGUGUGAUGACAUGGGUCUCGGCAAGACGCUUCAGACUCUCUGUAUUGUGGCCUCCGAUCACCAUAUGCGAGCUGAGGAAUUCGCGAAGACACAGGCACCCGAUCAGCGUCGUUUGCCAUCCAUUAUUAUUUGCCCGCCGACAUUGACUGGGCACUGGAAGCAGGAAAUUCGCACAUAUGCACCUUUCUUGACGGCAGUGGCUUACGCCGGUCCGCCUCUCGAGCGUGGCAAGGUGCGCGACCAGCUGGGCACUGCCGAUAUUGUCAUCACGUCGUAUGAGAUCGCACGAAAUGAUGUCGAGGUUCUAUUGCCGAUCGCCUGGAAUUACUGUGUGCUUGACGAAGGGCAUCUCAUCAAGAACCCCAAGGCCAAGGUCACACAGGCAGUGAAGCGCCUGAUGAGCAAUCACCGUCUGAUCCUGUCGGGAACCCCAAUUCAAAACAACGUGCUCGAAUUGUGGUCACUGUUCGAUUUCCUCAUGCCCGGCUUCCUCGGAACGGAGAAGGUCUUCCAAGAUCGGUUCGCGAAACCGAUCGCAGCGAGUCGUUUCGCCAAGUCCUCGUCCAAAGAACAAGAAGCCGGUGCGCUCGCAAUCGAGUCACUCCACAAGCAGGUCUUGCCAUUCUUGCUGCGGCGACUGAAAGAGGAGGUGCUCAACGAUUUGCCGCCGAAGAUCUUGCAAAACUACUACUGCGACUUGUCUGAUCUGCAGAAGAAGCUGUUCGACGAUUUCACAAAGAAAGAGUCGAAGACUUUGCAGGCUAUGGCCGGCAGCGUUGACAAGGAAGCGAAGCAGCACAUUUUCCAAGCCCUACAGUACAUGCGAAAACUCUGCAACUCGCCAGCCAUGGUCGUGAAGGAAGAUCACAAACAGUACGGUGCUAUCCAGGACAUGCUCGCAAAGCAAGGAUCUACCUUGAAAGACCCCAAGCACGCCCCGAAGCUGACUGCUCUGCGCGACUUAUUACUUGACUGCGGUAUCGGAGUGGACUCCACCAAUGAUGGCGGCGUGCCGUCUGCCGAUCAAGCCGUGUCUCAGCAUCGUGUCCUGAUCUUCUGUCAAAUGAAAGAGAUGCUAGACAUGGUUGAGAGCACCGUCCUGAAGAAGAUGUUGCCAAGCGCCACCUUUGCACGCCUAGACGGUUCUGUUGAAGCGUCGAAACGUCAAGACAUUGUCAACCGUUUCAAUUCUGAUCCGUCGAUCGACUGUCUCUUGCUGACCACCAGCGUCGGAGGUCUCGGUCUCAAUCUGACAGGAGCUGAUACUGUCAUCUUCGUGGAGCACGACUGGAAUCCACAGAAGGAUUUGCAGGCUAUGGACAGGGCUCAUCGUAUAGGACAAAAGAAAGUCGUCAAUGUCUAUCGCCUCAUAACGAGGGGCACACUCGAGGAGAAGAUUCUCAAUCUUCAGCGUUUUAAGAUCGACGUUGCGUCGACUGUCGUCAAUCAGCAGAACGCGGGUCUAGGCACGAUGGAAACGGAUCAGAUUCUCGACCUGUUCAACUUAGGCGAGACGGAUCCGAAUCUUGCGAUCAGUGAUAAGCCUGAAGCGAAUGGCGUUGAUGAGUCGAACGCUGUUGAUGCAGAAGGCAACAUGCGUGAAAAGGGCAAGAGGGGCAUUUUGGAUGAGCUCAGUGAGCUCUGGGAUGAUAAGCAGUAUGAAGAGGAGUUCAAUCUCGAUGGGUUCUUGAAGACGAUGAAAGCAUGAAACAAUGGGCGCGAUUGAUCCGGAACUGUAGUUGUAGUAUAGCAUGGCGUUGGUCCGGAAAUGCGACGUACAGGCAAGGGGAACGGAAAUGGAGAUACUGAAGAGCGAGGCGUAGGAUUCGCUCCACCCCCGAAUGGAAAUGCAUGCAUGGAAUGGAAUGGUGUGGACAUUGUAUCAGUAUCGCGUAGAAUGGAUCAUCAACGGCAAUACAAUUUGUGCGAU
Molecule: messenger RNA, 6133 nt
Organism: Cercospora beticola
Lineage: Eukaryota; Fungi; Ascomycota; Dothideomycetes; Mycosphaerellales; Mycosphaerellaceae
Gene: MOT1
Product: DNA-binding ATPase
Molecular function (GO): DNA binding; TBP-class protein binding; ATP hydrolysis activity
Source: RefSeq, a predicted model, not a curated record